AUGCAUCAGUCGUGCCCCACAGCAUGCAUCAGUCGUGCCCCACAGCAUGCAUCAGUCGUGCCCCACAGCAUGCAUCAGUCGUGCCCCACAGCAUGCAUCAGUCGUGCCCCACAGCAUGCAUCAGUCGUGCCCCACAGCAUGCAUCAGUCGUGCCCCACAGCAUGCAUCAGUCGUGCCCCACAGCAUGCAUCAGUCGUGCCCCACAGCAUGCAUCAGUCGUGCCCCACAGCAUGCAUCAGUCGUGCCCCACAGCAUGGUCUUCCUGGCAGCGAGUCCUUAGUAAUUGUUAAUACUGCAGCUAUUAUUGCUGGUAAUGAUACUGCUACUUAUACUGCUACUUACACUGCUAUAAAUACUGCAAUUAUUACUACUAAUACUUAUACUGCAGCUAUUGUUACUGCUACUUAUACUGCAGCUAUUGUUACUGCUACUUAUACUGCUGCUAUUAUUACUGCUACUUAUACUGCAGCUAUUGUUACUGUUACUUAUACUGCAGCUAUUGUUACUGUUACUUAUACUGCAGCUAUUGUUACUGUUACUUAUACUGCAGCUAUUGUUACUGCUACUUAUACUGCUGCUAUUAUUACUGCUACUUAUACUGCAGCUAUUGUUACUGCUACUUAUACUACAGCUAUUUUUACUGUUACUUAUACUGCAGCUAUUACUUCGGCUACUUAUACUGCAGCUAUUGUUACUGCUAAUUAUACUGCAGCUAUUGUUACUGCUACUUAUACUGCUGCUAUUAUUACUGCUACUUAUACUGCAGCUAUUGUUACUGCUACUUAUACUGCAGCUAUUUUUACUGUUACUUAUACUGCAGCUAUUACUUCGGCUACUUAUACUGCAGCUAUUACUUCGGCUACUUAUACUGCAGCUAUUGUUACUGCUAAUUAUACUGCAGCUAUUGUUACUACUACUUAUACUGCAGCUAUUUUUACUGUUACUUAUACUGCAGCUAUUAUUACUGCUACUUAUACUGCAGCUAUUGUUACUGCUACUUAUACUCCAGCUAUUUUUACUGUUACUUAUACUGCAGCUAUUGUUACUGCUACUUAUACUGCAGCUAUUGUUACUGCUACUUAUACUGCAGCUAUUACUUCGGCUACUUAUACUGCAGCUAUUGUUACUGCUACUUAUACUGCAGCUAAUGGUACUGCUACUUAUACUGCAGCUAUUGUUACUGUUACUUAUACUGCAGCUAUUGUUAACGCUACUUAUACUGCAGCUAUUGUUACUGUUACUUAUACUGCAGCUAUUGUUACUGUUACUUAUACUGCAGCUAUUAUUAUGGGCCGAGAGUUUGGUUAUAUCACAGAUUAUGGGCCGAGAGUUUGGUUUUAUCACAGAUUAUGGGCCGAGAGUUUGGUAAUAUAUCAGAUUAUGGGCCGAGAGUUUGGUUAUAUCACAGAUUAUGGGCCGAGAGCUCACCUCAAAGUGAUCGGUGAACUCCUUGCAGCAGUUCCCUAUAAUGCUGGAACUUGGUGA
This is a messenger RNA of Procambarus clarkii (red swamp crayfish), 1485 nucleotides long. Lineage: Eukaryota; Metazoa; Arthropoda; Malacostraca; Decapoda; Cambaridae. The record is from RefSeq and is a predicted model, not a curated record.